This is a messenger RNA of Eremothecium cymbalariae DBVPG#7215, 1191 nucleotides long. It is a transcript of the gene ADY4, whose product is annotated as Ady4p. The coding region runs from base 1 to 1191 and encodes 396 amino acids. NCBI's taxonomy places the organism in Eukaryota, Fungi, Ascomycota, Saccharomycetes, Saccharomycetales, Saccharomycetaceae. The record is from RefSeq and is a predicted model, not a curated record. The transcript has a single exon.
AUGUGUCUACCAAGGGUUCAAAAGAUUGAUAGAACUGAGCUAUCUAGAAGGAUUAAUGAAACCUUGGUGUAUAUUCCCGAUAUAGACUUUGAACCGAAGUACUUGGUAAAAAGGCUAUGUUCAUCUGAAUAUGAGGUGAAUUACAUUGUGAUGAUUAAGAGUAUAUUGAUCUACCUUGAUUUCUGUGAUGGCAAUUAUAACCUUGCGUUUCAUGGAUUUCGAUGGAUAUUACAAUUUAUUCAUGAACUGAGAAAGUACUCCCAGCUCAUCAACUCUCACAUUAUAGGUUCGUUACACUAUGAGCGAUCACUUUCGCUUUAUGCAUUGAAAUCACUACUACUUGAUCCUCAAGCGCACAAGAAACAGAAAACUAAUAUGGUUAGGGUGAGAAAUAGCAGGUUGGACCUUAUAGAAGGACUUCUUACAAACAUAUUAGAGUGCACUUUUUCUUACGAUAUGAUAUAUAGAUCAUUCAACGAACAACAUAUGAUCAGUCAACUAUUUUUUAAUUUUGGAGAAACCUAUGAAACCAUGGCAAUUUUGACUGGCACCGUUACUCCGUUCCAAUAUGCUCCAAAUCUACCUGAUUGUGCGAUUAGGCCACAGAGACAACAUUUAAAUUCAAUGGUAAGAAAGUAUAUUUUAGCAGCAACUUUGUCCCUUCAAGGUGAUGAAAUUACCAUGAUCGUAGCGUUGCAAAAGAUUUUGACAGGAAUGCUAUUAUAUGGCGGAGUUAACAUAUCUCAUCUUUACUUCUUUUAUGAGGCUUUGCGUCAUAUCACCGUUCAUGCAACGAAAACUGGCGAAACUAAUUUAAAAGGAAUAAAAUAUGCUAAUUCAGCCAUAACCAGACAUAGCAUUACUCUAAUUAAACAAAUUAUUAUGCUUUGGGAAAAGUCAAAUAAUAAAAAUUCCUCUUGUCCCAUGGUACUAGUAAAAUCGACUAAUGAAAUAGUUUUAGUGGACAAAGCCACCAAGAAUGAACCUCAGAAACAGGAAACUCAUUGCUACAGUUUAUUUAUUUCCUCUCUUAAGCUGAAAGCUGUGCAUAAAACAAGUAAUUCUGAAUUUGAAAUUGAUGACUCUGUACACCAAGAGAGCCUACAAUUAAUAAAGUUCUGGGAGCAGUGCUACAAAGAGCAUAAAGGCCGCCUACCGGAAAAUCUAGCUCACUUACUAAAUGCACUAUGA